AUGACGAAGAGCACCGGGUACACCGCUUUCAACGCGGCCGAUCGAUCGCGCACCCUUCGAGAAAUGACGCAACGGGUCACUACGAACUUAUUCAUCGACUGUUGCACCGUCGUCCCUUGCUACCCGAGGAGCAAACGUCGCACGGAGGAGGAGGAAUCAUCAGACGAGAAGAUCUCGGAGAAGGAUGGUCUACGAGGAAAGGAAGAGCAACUGGAGAUGAAACGGAUGGCCUUGCCGAUGCUCUCCAGAACGAGCAAAAGGAACAGUUGCAGCGAGGUGAAGGAGUUCGAGAGCGACGGUGAAUCUUCCCUGUCGGACGUAUUCCCGAAGAGUGUGAUCAAAAAAUCGGACGAACAGAAGAGCUCGCCCUUGCACUCCGAGUUGUUCCCCAAGUGUCGAGUACGGAGAACCAGCCAGCAGAGAAGCUGCGAUAACAAUGACGGAAGUAGCUUGUCAGAAGCUUGCAGUACUCCGAUCAUUGGCGCUGGAUCACGAGCAGGCUCUAGUCACACGGUGAUCGACGUAGAUGACAUGGAUUCCGGGCUACAUUCUGGACAUCUUGCGACACGUGCAUCGUUGUCGAGUCUUGGAGCACGUUCAGAUUCAAUGGCGUCGGUUUAUAGCGGUGCCGGCGAAGGACGGUGUUGUCGCUCGGUCGUCGUCACGGGAGAAGUUGAAUUCGCAUUGCAAUACGACUACAAGCACCUAACGUUCGAGGUGCACGUAACGAAGUGCAAAAAUCUAGCACCAGUUGACGUAAAACGCAAACGAUCCGAUCCAGCUUGGAUGGUUCGCCACACCACGACAUUUCAGUUCCACAUGAGUCUGAGCGGCCUAGAGACCAGAACCCUGUGGCUCACGGUUUGGCAUUCAGACAUGUUUGGACGCAACGAUUUCCUCGGCGAGGUUCGAAUGCCAUUGGAGAACAAAAUCUUCGACGAUCCUACACCGAAGUGGUACCCGCUUCAGGAACGAACAGAACCGUUCGACGAUCCUGUUGCAUACAAGGGCGAGGUGAUCGUCGGCCUGAAGUUCGUGCCGCCAGAUCCCACGCAACAGGAACGAGACCGAGAAAUAGGGGUGGAUCGUGGUGCUUCGAAAUCGAAGAAGAACUGGAGUCGCGGCUCGUUGCACGUACUCGUGAAGGAAGCUAGAAAUUUGCAAACCAGGGCGAAGAAUUCAGGAACGUGCGACCCAUUCUGUAAAAGUUAUUUACUACCUGACAAAGGCCGUUCCGGGAAACAAAAGACUGGAGUGGUUCGCAGAUCUGGCGGUUCACCGGUAUGGGGUCAUACUUUCAUUUAUAAGGACGUGAGCCUGCAAGAAUUGGCAGAACGUGGCCUCGAAUUGACAGUCUGGGACCACGAUCGUAUCGCUAGCAACGAAUUCUUGGGCGGAGUUCGAUUUAAUCUUGGCACAGGGAAACACUACGGGAAACCAGUGGACUGGAUGGACGCAACCGGUCGAGAGCUCUCGCUAUGGCAAAGCAUGCUCGAAAGGCCCAACUUCUGGGUCGAGGGUGCCGUGACAUUGAGGCCGAACCUGCAUAAUCACGGGAAGAACAGCACAUCAUCAUAA
This is a messenger RNA of Heterotrigona itama, 1578 nucleotides long. The record is from the annotation of a GenBank genome assembly. Lineage: Eukaryota; Metazoa; Arthropoda; Insecta; Hymenoptera; Apidae.